CCCCUCCCUCCAUCCCACCAUCUCUGUCUGGUUGGAGACUGCGACUGUAGGCAGCCAGGAAGCUCCCGGGGACAACACACACACAUACAUACACACGUCCACUCGGCUGCUGCACCAUGAAGGCCAUUAUCCAGAGGGUUGCAAAGGCCAGUGUUACAGUGGGCGAGGAGCAGAUCAGCUCAAUCGGCCGAGGGCUGUGUGUGCUAUUGGGCAUUUCUGUGGAGGACACCCAGAAAGACAUGGAAUACAUGGUUCGCAAGAUCCUGAACUUGCGGUUGUUUGAAGACGAGAACGGCAAGCACUGGUGCAAGAGUGUGAUGGACAAGCAGUAUGAGAUCCUCUUUAUCAGCCAGUUCACACUGCAGUGCGUGCUGAAGGGGAACAAGCCCGACUUCCACCUGGCCAUGGGUGCUGAGCAGUCCGAGACCUUCUACACCAGCUUCCUGCAGCACGUCAGGAAGGCCUACAGUCCCGAGCUUGUUAAAGAUGGAAAAUUCGGAGCCUUCAUGCAAGUGCACAUCCAGAAUGACGGUCCUGUCACCAUUGAGCUGGAGUCACCUACAGGCCUUUCGGACCCAAGGCAGUUAACAAAAUUGGAAAAGCAGCAGCAGAGAAAGGAAAAGACAAGAACUAAAGCACCUUCGGAAUACACCAAGGAGAAAAGUUCCUCUCGCAGCAAGGAUGACCCCAGUGCCAGCAGUGGUGCGGACGGGGAUGUGUCCUCCGAGAGAGAGCCCUAAAACUCUCCGCCGUACACACUGGUAUGGCAGGUUUAAAGUGACUUUCUUUUGGGAACACUGCACUGGUUUAUGGAUCCCUCCUGAUUUCACGGAAUAUUUAAGCUGCAUUGACACCCCCCCCCCACCCACCCCCACCCACCCCCCCCCCCCAUCAUGCAAGGCAUCGCGAGAACGGAAGAGGAAGAGAAACAAAAUCAAAGACUUGGAUGAGCUCUCGAAACCCAAAAUGUCGCUGCAAAUAAAGUUGUUGAGAAUGAAGUCCCCCACGAAAUCUUCAGCCCCGAUCGCCCUAGCGAUCUUUGAAAAUUCCCUCUAGAAUAUUUGGAGUCGCUCUCCUUCCACGAGGAACAGCGAGCGUUGGUUUCCGCACUAGCUCCUAGCGGUACAGCACAACGUAGGGUUGGCUUUGACUUUUUGUGGAGCCAAUACUUCAAGCCAUGGAGCACAAUUAGUGACAACCAUCUCAGUCACCAGAAUGAAUCUCCGCCGAAGCAGAUUGAGGACUGACUACUCAAUGGUUGAGUUUGGCAUGAGAUUAAUUCUGCACUGCAUUUCUGCGUUAUUCGU
Molecule: messenger RNA, 1307 nt
Organism: Amblyraja radiata (thorny skate)
Lineage: Eukaryota; Metazoa; Chordata; Chondrichthyes; Rajiformes; Rajidae
Gene: dtd1
Product: D-aminoacyl-tRNA deacylase 1
Exons: 7
Coding region: 117-740 (207 amino acids)
Biological process (GO): tRNA metabolic process
Cellular component (GO): cytoplasm
Molecular function (GO): D-tyrosyl-tRNA(Tyr) deacylase activity
Source: RefSeq, a predicted model, not a curated record